Molecule: messenger RNA, 2137 nt
Organism: Lycium barbarum (goji berry)
Lineage: Eukaryota; Viridiplantae; Streptophyta; Magnoliopsida; Solanales; Solanaceae
Product: 3-ketoacyl-CoA synthase 6-like
Exons: 2
Coding region: 285-1778 (497 amino acids)
Biological process (GO): fatty acid biosynthetic process
Cellular component (GO): membrane
Molecular function (GO): acyltransferase activity, transferring groups other than amino-acyl groups
Source: RefSeq, a predicted model, not a curated record
AGAUACUAAAACAGGCAAGACUUGAGAACUUAGUCUAAACAACUUGAAAAUAUUUGUUCAGUCAAAUAAUUAAUUAAGAACAUAAACACUUCAGAUACUAAACAGGCAAGACUUGAGAGUGAGCUUCGAGUUAGGUAUGACCUUUAUUUAAUCUCUUCUCAUCUGCCUUUAACUUAUUUCUAUGAUCCUUUAGCCUUUAAAAUGUCCCCUAUAAUCCUCUCACUCUCCAUGUACUAAUCAGUGUUAAAACUUCCUUUCUAACCUUCUCAAUUUUUGAGACAAAUAUGCCUCAGAGAUCACCACAAUUUUCCAGUUCAGCUAAACUCAAGUACGUAAAACUUGGAUACCAAAAUCUUGUUAACCACUUCUUGACAUGUCUAUUGGUGCCAACAAUUGCUGUGAUUCUUGUUCAAGCCAUUCAAUUAGGUCCUAAUGAAAUCUUCAACUUUUGGAAUUCCUUUCAGUUUGAUCUCAUCAAAAUACUUUGUUCAUCUUUCUUCAUCACCUUCGUAUCCAUCCUAUUCUUCAUGUCAAGGCCCCGAGGGGUUUACCUCAUCGAUUAUGCAUGCUACAAACCACCCAUCUCCUGUCGCGUCCCAUUUUCAACGUUCAUGGAACAUUCAAGAAUCAUACUUAGUUCAGAACCAAAGAGUGUUGAAUUCCAAAUGAGAAUUCUUGAGAGAUCCGGUUUAGGAGAAGAAACAUGUUUGCCACCAGCGAUACAUUAUAUCCCACCUGAACCUAACAGGGAAUCUGCAAGAAAAGAAGCUGAAAUGGUUAUAUUUUCAGCCAUGGAUUCUCUCUUCAAGAAAACAGGAGUAAAACCUAAAGACAUUGACAUUCUUAUAGUGAAUUGCAGCCUUUUUUCGCCAACGCCGUCUUUAUCAGCAAUGGUGAUUAAUAAGUACAAAAUGAGAAGCAACAUUAAGAGCUUCAAUCUCUCUGGAAUGGGGUGCAGUGCAGGGCUAAUCUCCAUUGAUUUAGCUCGCGAUCUUCUCGAAGUUCACCCCAAAUCGAUCGCGGUGGUUGUCAGCACAGAAAUCAUCACACCGAAUUACUACAGAGGCAAAGAUAGAUCAAUGCUCCUCCCAAACUGUCUGUUCAGAAUAGGUGGCGCCGCCAUACUUUUAUCAAACAAGUGGUGGGCGGAUCAAUGGCGAGCCAAAUACAAACUGCUACAUGUCGUCAGAACCCACAAAGGAGCUGACGACAAAUCUUACCGUUGUGUGUUUGAACUCGAAGACUCGGAAGGGACAACAGGAAUUUCUUUGUCAAAAGACCUAAUGGCCAUAGCAGGGGAAGCAUUGAAGUCUAAUAUAACAACAAUGGGACCACUUGUUCUUCCUCCAUCAGAACAACUUCUCUUUCUCUUCUCAAGUAUAGGCCGAAAAGUAUUUAACCUCAAACUCAAACCAUAUAUUCCAGACUUCAAACAAGCAUUCGAACACUUUUGCAUUCAUGCUGGUGGAAGAGCAGUGAUCGACGAAUUGCAGAAGAAAUUACAGCUGUCUGCAGAACACGUUGAGGCAUCGAGAAUGACUUUGCAUCAAUUUGGGAACACUUCGUCUUCAUCGUUGUGGUAUGAAUUGAGUUAUACCGAAGCUAAAGGAAGGAUGAAGAAAGGUGAUAGAGUUUGGCAGAUUGCAUUUGGGAGUGGAUUCAAGUGUAACAGUGCUGUUUGGAAGUGUAACAAGACAAUUAAAACUCCUAGUGAUGGACCUUGGUCUGAUUGUAUCCAUAAGUACCCUGUUUACAUCCCUGAAGUAGUAAAGCUCUAGGAGAAUAUAAUCAUCAAUAGCAGAGAAGAAAAAAACUGGUUCUUGUUUGUGGCUAAAUCUGUUUGCCAUUUCAGCCUUUGCCCUUACCUCUUGAAAACUACUCCCUCCGUCCCAAUAUAUUUGAAGGUGUUAAACUGGUCAUGGAGUUCAUGAACGAAAGGGGAACUUCUGAAAUUUGUGAUGUAAAACAAGCCAUAUAUUUGUUCGGCCAUAAAUCAUUUCAUCAGGUGUAAAAUGAGAAGUUUAAAGUUAAUUGUCAUCAAAAAUAUAAAAGCGUGUCAUCCUUUUCGAAACUGACUAAAAAGGAAAGAGUGUCACUGUAUAGAACUGAUAUACCAAUGCAGCUCAUAGAAUCCCUG